AUGGCUGGUGGAAACUUUAUUCCCGCCGGCGGUGGCGGAGACAAUCCAGAUGAGUACCCAGGGAAGCUAACAGUGUACGUAGCCAUGACUUGUAUCAUGGCAGCCAUGGGAGGGUUGAUCUUUGGCUACGACAUUGGAAUUUCAGGUGGAGUUACUUCCAUGGAUCCUUUUCUCAAACGCUUCUUCAUGUCUGUUUACCAAAAAGAGGCUUUGAACACCUCUACCAACCAGUACUGUAAGUUCGACAGCCAGUUGUUGACCCUUUUCACGUCUUCUCUUUACGUGGCUGCCCUGUUUGCGUCCAUUGUUGCUUCUCAUGUUAGCAAAAAACGUGGCAGAAGAGUUACUAUGGCCCUUGGAGGUCUCUUUUUCUUGAUAGGCGCCGUCCUCAACGCUGCUGCUAUCCAUAUUAGCAUGCUCAUCUUGGGUCGUAUUCUUCUGGGGAUUGGUGUCGGAUUUGCUAAUCAAUCUGUCCCUAUUUAUUUGUCAGAA
This is a messenger RNA of Nicotiana attenuata, 492 nucleotides long. Its product is annotated as sugar carrier protein C-like. NCBI's taxonomy places the organism in Eukaryota, Viridiplantae, Streptophyta, Magnoliopsida, Solanales, Solanaceae. The record is from RefSeq and is a predicted model, not a curated record. Gene Ontology annotation, biological process: transmembrane transport. The annotation marks the transcript as partial. The transcript has a single exon. Gene Ontology annotation, molecular function: carbohydrate transmembrane transporter activity. Gene Ontology annotation, cellular component: membrane.